Molecule: messenger RNA, 4588 nt
Organism: Exaiptasia diaphana
Lineage: Eukaryota; Metazoa; Cnidaria; Anthozoa; Actiniaria; Aiptasiidae
Product: receptor-type tyrosine-protein phosphatase F
Exons: 29
Coding region: 124-4530 (1468 amino acids)
Biological process (GO): protein dephosphorylation
Molecular function (GO): protein tyrosine phosphatase activity; protein binding
Source: RefSeq, a predicted model, not a curated record
GCUUUUCUAUAGAUUUUUACUGGGAAUACAAACAAGGAUGGUGUUGUGACAAACACCCUGGCAGUACCAACCAAGGCUAAGUUUGUAGGAUUUUACCCUACAAAAUAUAAUGGCUUUCCAGCUAUGAGGGUUGAAGUGUAUGGUGUACCUGUUGUAUGUGGGAAACCAUUUGGUCUCGAAAGGGGUGGCAACUUGGGGAAUAUCGUGGUAACAGCAUCAUCUAAAGUAGAUGACUCCCAUGAUGCAUCUGAUGGACGUCUCUAUGGUGAUGCGUCAUGGUGCAGUAGUACCUCAUCAAACUCAGAGUACAUACAGAUUGACUUUAGGAAGAUGGCUACACUGACUGGUAUAGCUACACAGGGUGACCACAUCGAUGAUAAAUGGGUGAAGACUUACAUCCUUAAGUACAGUUUUGACGGAAGUCAAUGGAAUGAUUACAGAGAUGGCGGAAAUAAUGCAAAGGUUUUUCAGGGCAAUUCUGAUAAGAGUGGCAUUGUUGUUAGAUGGUUGAAUCGUACAACCACAGUCAGAUUCAUCAGAGUUCAUCCCCAGACCUGGAAUAGUGAUAUAUGCAUGAGACUAGAACUGUUUGGAUGCCCAUCGCCUUCGACCCUGAAAAUAUCAGAAUUAUCAAAUAAAAACCUUACAGCGUCAAGUGGCAGUUCUGUUACUUUAACUUGCAAGGUACAAGAACCCUUAGUACAGUCCAUUGAAUGGAGCAUUGACGGUAAAGUUGUAACAGAUCUCUCAGGUGGUAUUGAGCGUGACGCAACUUCAGUCAAGUCUUCACUGCUUGUAAACUACACCAGUGCUGCUCGUGUGUUCGCAGAUAGUACUCGAUGCUCGAAAGAAGCAAAGUUUGUAAUAUGCAGAAGAAAUAUAGUGUGCAAAGUAAGAUAUACGAAGAACAGCAACUCUGGAGAGUCCAUCCAAGGUGCAGAGGUCCAGAUUCGUCUUGAUUAUCCAUUUGCUCCUUCAUUACAGCCUAUUAACAUCAUUUCCACCAAGUCAAUAAAAAUUCGUUGGACAAUAGCUUCUAAAACGGAAUCACAAGAAAAUGUCGAUAAUUUUCUCAUAAAGUACUGGAACCACACAAUAGGAAACACGAUGAGUGUGACAAAAAAUCUUAGAAGCUCUGAUGUAUCUGGUUUAUCAGCUUGUACUCGCUAUAAUGUCUCAGUCAAGGCUGUAAGUCGUCUAGGUGAUGGACCAUGGAGUAACACUUUAAGCUUUAGAACAGAAUCUGCAUUACCUAUACCUCCCUCUGGUGUUGGUAAAAAGUCGAAAACAUCUCAAAGUAUUCAUGUAGAAUGGCAGGUUCCUGCUGGAAUCAGAUGUCCACCCAAUCGAUUCCGAAUUUCCUACUCAACUUCAAAAGGGGGAACUUGGACGGAAAAAAUUGUCAAUGGUGGCAAGACCACUUCUUAUGACAUUCAAAACCUGGCGAAAUGGACAGAUUAUUACAUAAAGGUUGAAGUUGGCAACGAAAAAGGAUAUAGUUCACCAAGUCUUCCUAUAAAGGAGCGUACCGCAGAAGAUAAGCCAGAUGCACCACCAACUAAUUUCAAAGCAACUGCUGUCAGCUCUACAAGUAUCCGCCUUACAUGGGACUUUCCUGUAAAAGACAAACGAAACGGUGUCAUUCAAGGUUUUAAGAUGUCAUAUUGUAAGACAAAUGACUGCCUUACACGAGCAAGUAAGGACCUGACAAAUAAUAGUACACUUGACCAUCUUUUUGAUAAACUGGAAAUGUAUACUGAAUAUUCCUUCAAAAUUCUGGCGUACACUUCUAAAGGAGACGGUCCUGAUUCAAACGAAGUUAUAGAGAAAACCCUCGAAGGACCACCUUCAGCACCUCGAAAUAUAAUGACGAAAAAUAUUGCACCAGGUGGUUCAUUUGGACCUCGACUCCAAGUAUCUUGGGACGUUCCUUCAGCUUUGAAUGCAAAGUACAUAAGAAACUAUAGUGUUUCCUACAAAAAAACUCCGGACGGCAAGAUCAUUAUAACUGCUUUAAAUGACAACAAGACAACGACCACUUUGGAUGUAUGUGGCGAAGUCAAUUAUGAAAUCAAAGUCUGGGCUCAUACUGUUGCUGAUGGUGAUAAGGCACGGAAGGAUGUGGCAACCAAAAUUUAUGCGCCUAUGGAAGUGCCUUCUGGUUUGAAGUCUGACGAGCACAACACAUCGACUUUCAACAUUUCAUGGUCACCAAUACCGUCAACCGAAGGUCGCAUCCUCAUAUAUGAAUUAUCAGUACUUCGGUUUAACAGUACUUCUAGACUAUCGAAUCUUCAAACGUUUAUAAACGUGACUUGCCCUGAAGUAGCCUGUCGAGGAUCCGCAAGACAUCGAUGUAGUCAUGUUCUUCAUAAUCUCCCUCAAUGUGCUAAGUUUAAUGUGAGUGUGCGUGCAUACACAGGCAAAGGACAUGGAAAAUUUACCGAAGACUUUACUUUAGAAACAUCAGUUCCAGGACCUUCAAGGGAGCUUAAAACAGAAAAUAUUGGUAAAAAUUCAGUCAGGCUGACUUGGCUUGAACCUCAACCACUUUCAAAGCCAGUUCUAAAGUACACGAUCAAGUAUUUUGGAAAAAAAGAAUAUGACUUUUAUGGGGAAAAGACAUUUGAUGGUGAAGAAGAAACCAAGAUGACAAGUCUAACAAUCACCGGUCUUUAUCCUGCUACGAAAUAUAGAUUCAUAGUUUCGGCAGCAACGGAAUGUGCUGAAAAGGGAGAAUACAGCRAACCUGCAUUUGCUGAUACAGAAACUGGAGCUCCACCUGCUCCGACGAAAGGUGACAUUUCGACUAUAAGUGGUACUGUUGCGAACAUCACACUGUGGAAGAUAUCUGCCAUCAAUGGUCUUAUAAGCGAGAUCUUGGUAUUUGUGGAAAAUGUUCAAAGUGGUCAGAAAAAAAGACGGUCCAUUUCAGACUGUCAGGCCAAAGCAAGCGAAGCAUAUAAAUUAGGCCCGAGUAAAAGAUUCUUCACACUUGGAGAUGGCAAAAUGUAUGGAGAAAAGAAAAACGAAGAACUUAGUCAAGGAGAAGAGUAUAAAGUUUAUCAAUGUGGGGUGACAAGGAAUAAAAAGCAGAAACCUUUAUAUGGAGGGAUGGUCAUGAUUGCCAAGGGAAAAGUACCAAUAAAGGAUGAUAAAUCGACUCAAUCAGGCAAUCCUGGCGGCRGCUCCGAUACUCCAUUGGUAGUUUCAUUGGUGGUUGUUUUUAUGGUGAUUAUUAUUGUUGCCGCUAUUGUUGGUGUAAUAUUCUGGAGAAAAAGACGCAACAACCAAGCGAAUGAUGACAUGAAGCUUAAUAACAUGGACGAUAUCCAGCAAAAGAAUAGGGGUGUGAUUGAAAGAGGAGAAGUGUCCACUCAUGCUAAUGCUGGAUAUGUUCAUAAUGAUAACGGGAGCCCUGAAGUUUGUGAUGAUGAAAAUGCAGACCUGUAUGGAAAUGCUGAGGCAAUACGACACCAACCCAUUCACGCCAAUAAGUUUAACCAGUAUGUGAAUGACAGGGCGGAUUCUCUUAAAGACGAAUUCAAGCUUCUCUCCAGUGGGCAACUGUUUCCUUGGACGGCCGCAAAGGAUCCUAAAAACAAACCAAAGAACAGAUAUGCAAAUAUCAUCACAUAUGACCACUCGAGAGUUGUUCUACAAGAUACAUCUAAUGGCUCAGACUAUGUCAACGCCUCGUACAUCCACGGAUUUGACGGCACUCCUAGAACUUACAUUGCAACGCAAGGACCCAAUCCGGUUAGUGUUCCAGAUUUUUGGCAGAUGGUGUGGCAGGAAAACAUCAAGACCAUUGUCAUGCUUACUAAUUUGAUAGAAGCGGGAAAGGUGAAGUGUCAUCAGUACUGGCCGGACAAGAAGGAAACUAACGGUAAAUUYACAGUAACMCUACAUCGCACUGACACGAUGGCCGACUAUGUUGUCAGGGUCUUAAUCGUCUGCAAGGAUGGAGAGACAGAGAGUCGUCAGGUUUACCAUUUUCAGUACAUUUCCUGGCCCGACAAGGGWGUGCCGCAGCAUGCCACGUCCGUGUUAGGAUUUCGUCGCAAGGCAAGGUCGCAGUACUCGUCUUGUAGUUCAACAGCACCUUUGCUUGUUCACUGCAGUGCUGGUGUUGGUCGAACUGGAGCAUUUCUGGCUGUAGAUGCGAUGAUGGAAAAAGUCAAAAAAGACAAAACAAUUGAUAUUUUCAACUAUGUCCAGUUGAUGAGAGAUAACAGAAGCACGAUGGUUCAAACAGAGGAACAAUAUGUGUUUGUUCAUCGUGCCCUACAAGAGGCCAUAACGUGUGGGAAUACAGAAAUACCMGUCUUAAAUCUGAACAUUGCUAUGGGAAAACUAGCCAAACCAAGACCAAARGAUCAACAAACUGGUUACGAGUCAGAAUGGAAGCGCUUGACUGCAAUUAGUCCUAAAGUAACCAGCGAAGUGAGCAAAGCAGGAAGACAACAGAACAACAGACCUCGAAACAGAUAUCAAGAUAUCGUCCCAUGUAGGCUUAUAGUUGUUUAAUGUCACUACAAUGUUUCGCCAUUAUGCUUUUUGAUUUAAGGAAAGGUUCAAUUAAUCU